CAUAAAACUUGAAAGCAUAAGAAAAUAUCCCACUCAAAUCAUAAACAUGGGAAAAUCUCAAGGAAUGGCUUUUCUUGUGGCCACUCUAUUAGUGGCUUUUGUCUCAUUGGAUAUGGCUUCGCUUGCCGUAGCCGACUACAUCUACGCCUCUCCUCCACCUCCUAUUCACCAUGAGAAGCCACCUAAGGAGCAUUACUCACAUCCACCUACUACAUCUCCUGUUUACAAGUCUCCUCCUGUUCACAAAUACCCACCACCCACUCCAGUGUAUAAGUCUCCUCCAGUUUAUGAGCAUCCACCAUCUACCCCAGUUUACAAAUCGCCACCAGUUCAUGAGUACCCACCACCCACCCCAGUUUACAAGUCUCCACCGGUUCAUAAGUACCCACCACCCACACCGGUUUACAAGUCUCCUCCAGUUCAUGAAUACCCACCACCCACCCCAAUUUACAAGUCUCCACCAGUUCAUAAGUAUCCACCACCCACCCCAGUUUACAAGUCUCCACCAGUUCAUGACUACCCACCACCCACUCCAGUUUACAAAUCUCCACCGGUUCAUGAAUACCCACCACCCACUCCAGUUUACAAGUCUCCACCAGUUCAUGAGUACCCACCACCCACCCCUGUUUACAAGUCUCCACCGGUUCAUAAGUACCCACCACCCACACCGGUUUACAAGUCUCCUCCAGUUCAUAAAUACCCACCACCCACCCCAGUUUACAAGUCUCCACCAGUUCAUGACUACCCACCACCCACCCCAAUUUACAAGUCUCCACCAGUUCAUAAGUAUCCACCACCCACCCCAGUUUACAAGUCUCCACCAAUUCAUGACUACCCACCACCCACCCCAGUUUACAAGUCUCCACCAGUUCAUAAGUAUCCACCACCCACUCCAGUUUAUAAAUCUCCACCGGUUCAUGAGUACCCACCACCCACCCCAGUUUACAAGUCUCCACCAGUUCAUGAGUAUCCACCAUCCAUUCCAGUUUACAAGUCUCCACCAGUUCAUGAGUAUCCACCAUCCACCCCAGUUUACAAGUCUCCUCCAGUCCAUAAAUAUCCUCCACCAACCCCAGUUUACAAAUCACCACCUAUUCAUGAAUACCCAACUCCAAGUCCAGUCUACAAAUCUCCACCGAUUCAUCAUCACCCAAAACCUGUGUCUCAUCCUACUCCUUCCCCCUAUGUAUACGCUUCUCCUCCUCCCCCUUACUACUAAAAAGUUAAAAGCUUUACUUUCAACACAAUAUCCUUUAAAGGGAAAAGUUGGUUGACAAUGGACAAACAAGUACCAAAGCGGAGGACGUAUCUUUGUCGAAAGAGCUAUAAUAAAGAAUUAAGAUUACAAAUCUAGUCAUUUUUUAUUGCUUUUCUUUAUAAUAAUAAAGUCAUUAUUAUAAUUAUUAUUAUUAUAUAAGUAAGUUUUGCACAAUAAUUCAAUUUCAUGUGCACCUAUUAUAUAUAAUUGAUAAGCUUCUUAAUUAAUUCAGAGUGGUUUGGAUGAUCCACAUGGUGAUUGGUUCCUGAAUUUGAUACCAUGCAUGAUUUUUUACUUGAUCACAGAUAUUAUUAAGAUAUUUUUUUAUUUUGCCCCCUUUUUGGC
Molecule: messenger RNA, 1603 nt
Organism: Amaranthus tricolor (Joseph's coat)
Lineage: Eukaryota; Viridiplantae; Streptophyta; Magnoliopsida; Caryophyllales; Amaranthaceae
Product: proline-rich extensin-like protein EPR1
Exons: 2
Coding region: 47-1219 (390 amino acids)
Source: RefSeq, a predicted model, not a curated record